Doryrhamphus excisus (bluestripe pipefish) is the source of this 5031-nucleotide messenger RNA. The record is from RefSeq and is a predicted model, not a curated record. Lineage: Eukaryota; Metazoa; Chordata; Actinopteri; Syngnathiformes; Syngnathidae.
UCGGUCAUGAGGGAGAAACGUGAUCACGUGUUUCAUGAAAGAAUCCAUUCUAACACUUUCAGGACCGACACACCUUCAUCCUCCAUCGGCCCCCACCGCCUUCCUCUUCCUGGAAAAAAAACUUCUGCAAGAAGGUACAAGGUCAUGUGAUUUUAAUUAUGAAAUAAUAGUUAAAUAAAACAUACACUCAACAUUGCAUGCAUUGUCCAGCAGGGGGCGGUAGUACUCAUCACUAAACUUAAUGUUUAACUUUGCUGGUAAUGUUUUAUUUGACAUGUCCGAAUAGGAAACUCAGGGAGAGAGAAGAAAGGAGUUCAGUGUCUAAUAUUCUGGCUGUCAAUCAUCACCUCCUUCAGCACUUUGAUGGUCAGCAGAUCAUCGAGGAGACAAAAAGACAUUCUUUGUUUUUGUGUUACGUCUCAGAGCUAAGACGUCUUGGAUGACUGUAAACAUUGUAGACGCUGAUGAAUGCUAUUACUCACAACUACUGACGGGAGAUUAUUCUGUCAUCUUUAAAGGGGCGUGGCCUGUGCGUAGAUAAGAUGAGACAUGCUAAUAGCUCCUCAAGAAGAAGAAGAAGCAAAGAGGACAUCUGGCAGAUCUUCCAUCUGUGAAUGAAGAUGUUUCAGAGUUAAAGGCAGCAGGAUCUAUUCCUGGAUUAAAGCUAGUGGGGAUCUUCAAGGACCUUCUGGAGGUGCCUGUGUGGAGGGUACCAGCUUUAACACUAGAAAGAAAGUGUGUUGACACCAAAUAGCUGACAGCAACAGCGGUCACGUGGCGCUGUGAUGGAGGUGUGGCUUUUCCCAGCUAACACUGAAGGCAGCACAAGUUUGGACUGACUGCGGACUUUUUGACGGGUCUGAACUCCCCUAAUUUCUGACCCAAAGCAGGACGGCAACUGAUGUCCAGAAGGUUACAGACAGCUAUGGACCAAUCACCCCGCAGUGGGCGGAGUCAUAUCAGCGUGCUCGCUUGCUUUCCUACCACUGUGGGCCGAGAUGUGGCUGUUGCCGUAGUGACGCCCCUCGGCGUCAGCCUGGGAAACCCCAACAGCCGUAGCCUCCUGCGCACAGAGGCCCAGGUGAAGUGGACAAUGGAGGUGCUGUGCUACGCUUUGUCCCUCCCGCUGGAUUGUGACACGGUCAAACUCUGUGUGGACGUCUACACCAACUGGCUCCUGGCCCUCGUGUCCCCGCGAGACUCCAUCCCUCCGCCAAUUAUCAAGGAGCCAAACAUCUACACUCAGAAGAUCCUCAGACACCUGCUCACAUUCUUCCAAUCCAGGAGGGACCAGUCUAGUGUGGUCCACCAGGCUCUCUGCCAGCAGGUCCUGAGUGCGGUUCAGCUGCUGGCCAGAGAGAGCGCCGCCAUCAAUCAAGACACUUGGGAGACACUUCUUCAUUUCCUGCUUUGCGUCAACCAGUCAGUGCUGGGCCCGCCCACCUCUGCGCCAGCUGCAUCACAGCAUUUGUCCGUGGACGUCCUCUUCCAGGUGUGGCUUCUGUGUUGCUCUCGAUGUUUCCCGUCUAGAUCUUUGUGGGUCUUGUGGAAACAGAUGAUGAGAAGCUGGAGGUACCAGCCUGCCACAGUGGACCAGUGGACCCGUGUGGUCUUAGCUUUAACCUCCAGGUUGUUGCCGCUGGCUUUCGGUCCAGCCUUCCCAUCCUUUAAGGUUCCUGUUGAAGAUGCUGCACUGAUCCCUCCUGACUUGGACCACCAGUGCACUCUGAAAACCUGGUUCCGGUUCCUGCAUGUGCUCGGCAAACCUGCAGACCUGAGGCGUCCGCUGGUCGAUGGUACGGCGCCUCCAACCCAGGAGGACGUGUUCCUCACAGCCAUAACAGCAGUGAGCAAGAUGGUCCACGCCUUUCUGGGUGUCAGUGAGGAGUUCUCAGAAGACCAGCAGAUCAACUCAGGACUCGCAGCAAGGAUCCGAUUCAGAGACCGGCUUCCUUCCGUGGGCGUUGCAGUAACUCGAAGUCCUUUCAAAGACAGACUGCCCUCCUACGGUGUCUCACGGCCUCGUUCUGGAAGUGCCCCGCCCACCCCAGUGAACAUCAUGAGCGUGCCCAGUAGUAACUCCCCCCCUCCCGUACAUGGUCGGCUGAAGACAUUGGGUGUUUCUAAGAUGUCCCACCCCCUCCAUCACUGGAGGUCUUCCUGCGGUCCUCCACUCCAUCCCUCAUCCCUCAGGGGUAAGGUGGACUCGCUCCUCCGUCUCUUUGGCUGCUUCCUGUUUGACGCAUGUGUCCUGGACAAAGAUUGUGCUCCUGCUGGUCAGUAUGUGCGCUACACCUUGCUGCCGCUGUACUUCAAAAAGCCUGAACAGUCACAUGUGACAUGUCAUGUGACAUCAGAGAGAUGGGCAGCCGGACGAGCCGAAGCCUGUGGGACACUUUGUACUAUUUUUAGCUGUAAGAAAAGUGCAGAAAACAUCCUCCCUGUCCACCUGUCCAGGUUCUACUUGGUUCUUCUGCAAGGUCUUCAGGUGUCAGAGGAGAUGAGUCCUCCUGUUCUGGCCUCCAUCCUACUCAACUCCUCCUCUUUGUUUUGUUGCGACCUUCCGGGAGUCAACCUGCUGCUCCCCUCCUUCAUCUCCGCUCUGGAAGCUGUGCUGCUUGACAGGGAACUGCUACGCUUCAAGACUUUUGUGAGUCCAGUGGACUUGAGGCGAGCCUCCAUCCUGAUCCUGAUGUCACUGUCGCCCCUCCCUCACCAGUUUGGACGCAUCCACUUGGAGGUGUUGCUCAAUGGUCGGUACGGUGGUGAUGAUGUCACAUCAGGAAACGUCCUGUCUCUGAAGCCCCGCCUCCUCAGCAUGCUGAUGGUCUCUCUGCAGGCAGAGACCGACAGCACCAACGUCCAGAUGCUCCUGGCGGCCAUGAUGAUUUCGAUUCAGGACUCGGCUCUGCUGGAAGCUGCAGAACACAUUCGGCAGCCGCGGGCCGAACCCGGCAGAACCAAGGGGGACGAAGGACCCGCCGCGGCCCUGUGGAUUCAGUUCGUGCAUCUGCUGACUCAGCAUCUGAUGUCUCAGUGGAGGAAUGACUCAGCAGUUUGUCUGGCGGCGAUGGAGGUUCUGGGAGGACUUGCCAAGGUGAAGGUGAGCGUGGCCGAGGCGGAAAAGAGGCGAGUGGUCACAUGGGUCUGCCGUCACAUCGAGUUCCAGUGCAAGCGUCCUCCUCCCCUUCACUCCAGGGACCUUCACUCCAUCAUCGUGGCGGCAUUCUACUGCCUCAGCACCUGGCUGACUCAGCACCCCGCCAUCUUGGACCACCAGAACUGUUUAUUGGAGGUUCUGGAGACGGUGGAACUGGGAAUUUCGGGCAGCAAGUCCACACAGGAAGAGGACAUGAGAUGCAAAGAGGAGAAAGAACUGAAUCCGGUCUCUUUGAGGGUGAAGGACGCGGCUGAGGUGACACUGAACUGCAUCAUGCUGGUGUCGGGAACCUUUCCAUCAUCUGCAGGCUCGCUGGAUGAGGAUGCUCUGAUGGGCGGUUCUGCUCCACGACACAGAAACAUGAGAUAUUUUGCUGUGGAUGCUUCUGUGAUCCUGGGGUUUCUGGAACAAGCACACGUAGCUGAAACGGUGUCUGUGCCAUGCCCGUCGGUCACUGUACUGAUUCGAGGACCAUGGUCACACCAUACCUGGUGCCUACAGCACCGCCUUCAGCCCAGAGAGGCAAGAAGAAGCGUAAAGCUCGACGGUGAAGUUGCUGGGACAUCAUGUGGUGUUAAAGCUCAACCGCUUCCUGAGAACAUCAGCAAAUGUCCUUCUGUAAAAGCUGACCUGAGCGUUCCAGACCUGCUGGAGAGCAUCACUGAGCAGGUGCUGCUGGAGCAUCUCCGAGUGGCCUUGCAGAGACAGCAGCAGAUGGAGGAUCAGCCGCAGGUGAAGAGCCAGAUGGUUGCCAUGGCGACUUGUUUGCCACCGCCUCCUGUCACUCACUUCCAGACGGCAAGACUCUUCCUGUCCCAGAUGGGCCUGCUGACCCCUGAGACUCUCAAGGAUCCAGGUUCCGGAGGGACACCUCAGUUAGCAUCUCUGGACUCGUCUCUGCCAGGGUUCUUCGAGGAUCUGGGAUGUUUGGACCAGCUUCCAUCCAGAACCCGUGACAGCAUCUUUGUCUUCUACAUGAGGGCAGGACAGAAGACAACUGCUGAGAUUCUGAGGAACGUGGAGUCCAGCCGCAAUGUCUCGUGUCACUUCCUGGACUUCCUGUCAAGUCUGGGCUGGCCGGCGAGGCAUGACCAUGAGGGCGUGACCAGCACAUGUACUUCAGAAUUCCUUGCAGUGAUCGGUGAGAGUGGAGGGCGGGUCUUUGACGGAGAUAAGUUUGUCCUCAAGUACGCCGACGCUCUGACAGACAUCACCUUCAUUGUUCCUUCAGCAUCAUCGUCAUCACAUGCUCAUUGGUCGAAGCGCUGGAAGCAGGCGGGCCAUUCGGAGACGUCCACAGCUGAAGGUGUGAGAUGUCUUCAUGUGGUUUCAUCACUGCUGAUUGUGUGGCUGGAACGCUCGGAGGACAUCGAGUCGUUUCCUGUGUGCCAGCUGCUGUCGCUCAACAAAGUAGAAGCGGAGAGCAGUGUCGCCCAUGUCCAGAUCAUCUUCAUCCGUCCUCUCAAAAGUGGGCUCUUCCACAUCACUGUCCGCGAAAAGUCCAGCAGGAAGUUGAGUCUGGUUCUUCCGCUGCUCAGCGGGAGCGUGCUCAGCAAACGCAGUCUUGGUCUGUGUGUCCCACUUAUCUUGGACUCGCCAUCCCUUUGUCCUCAUGUCUCUUUGUCGUCAGGUGUGUCAGUCAGAGAGAUGGUGAUCAAUUGUUGCCGUCGGCGACAGUUUUGGAGUGACUCGGCCCCCCCGCCCCAUGUCAGAAGGAAGCUGAUGAUCAGUGACAUCAUUUCUCGGUACCGCUGCCACCGCUCUGAGCCCGCUUUCUACAGCGCCCUGUUCCACGACCUCUGACCCUGUGGCGCUUUUGAACCUAAUCAGUAACUAAUUGAUCAGUGUCAGUGAUGAGCAAUAAAAACAAC